AUAGCGUGCAUGCUCACGAGUGGAGUUUUCGGUUGGACAGACGAAUCAGUGCUUGACCGCAAGGCAGAUUGAUCAUGCGCAGGUGAACAUUACGAGUUUACUUCGAAUGCCUGAGAAAUGCUGGGAGCGUGGUAAUAAGUAGCUAAGUCUCCUAGCAACAUGGGAAACACUGGGCCCUUAGUGAUUAGUUGAUGGCUGUGGAGAGGCAGUGUGGAGUCUGAGGCGUCAUGUCAGUUCCCAACACCCCAGGUAGUCGUCUUCAAGACACCACGAUUCCCCAAACUGCUGACAUUUCCAAGAUGGCCGCUAAGGGCAGUGCCCGCUUUGGAGCUUUGAGUCAUCAUUCCUUCUUCUCCCGACACAACCCGCACCCACAUCGUGUCAACCACAUUCCGGGCCUGAAUGGGAGUCCAGUAUGCAUGGUGAAUGAUGACUGGUACAUGACCUCACUAUUCCCCCAUCCGCUUACCAAGAGCCAGGUGUUCAGAACCACUACCGGAGCACCGUUCUCCAUGCCAUUCGGACACAGUCUGUGCGGAGGAAGGAACAGCGCUGCAUACAGAAAAGUUUUGUUAUCAGAAGCGUGGAAAGAGGAGCUGAAAGACCUUGCUGCAAAAGUUAGCAUUUCUACUCAAGCCAGAAAGGACAAAAAAGAUGAUGGUCCGGGUCUGGUUCGGAGGAAGACCCAGUAUUCAGCCCAGACGGGGCGGGUCAUCCCCCCUUCCACCACACUUUACCAACGUCACCAACAGCCCCAGAAACAUCGCCUUCCCAUUGGCCCAGUUCUCCAUGACCAGGAACUUAUGGUUCUGGAGCUGCUGUGUCAAAUCCUCCAGACUGACUCCUUGUCAGUAGUCCAGCAUUGGCUUCUGCUUGCAGGCCAGCGGGAGAAGGACCUGGUGAUGGGGUUGAUUGAACAGGCAGUGGAGGAUAGCACCUUCCCCAGCCUGCAGGAGAAGUGGCUGGAUGAUAUCGGCAUUCCCAGACGCCAUUCACACACCUCUCAGUCAGUCCAAGCACUUGGCACCGGCAGCCAGGCAGAACCAAGACAGAAACAACGACUUCAUACCCGUUUGUCUCUUCCCCGACACCGAGUCCAAAUGGAGGACAUUCCAGAGAGAAUUGGAGAGGCAGAGGUCCUUGAGGUCCACUCAGAAACUCAGAAAGUUCCGGAUUUCAAGCCACGUCUUCCGCCGGUUGAUCAGAACGACCAGUGUAAACAGAGUGGUUAGGAUGCCUUGCAAUGAUACGUUUUGUUUUGAAGAUAAGCAAACUCUUUGUGUACUUAUCAGAAUUAUUUUGUAUUAUAUGAAAUAUUAUGAUAUGACUAUAAUUUCUUGAUGUCUCGUGUCCCUUAUAUAGAUUAUAUGUAUUCCAACAUAACCAGUUGAACCUGUGGUUCAGUAGAAUUAUUAAACAUUUUGUGACAAUUUA
Molecule: messenger RNA, 1434 nt
Organism: Esox lucius (northern pike)
Lineage: Eukaryota; Metazoa; Chordata; Actinopteri; Esociformes; Esocidae
Gene: tbata
Product: thymus, brain and testes associated
Exons: 10
Coding region: 228-1232 (334 amino acids)
Source: RefSeq, a predicted model, not a curated record